This is a messenger RNA of Mugil cephalus (flathead mullet), 5343 nucleotides long. It is a transcript of the gene ergic3, whose product is annotated as ERGIC and golgi 3. Gene Ontology annotation, biological process: retrograde vesicle-mediated transport, Golgi to endoplasmic reticulum; endoplasmic reticulum to Golgi vesicle-mediated transport. NCBI's taxonomy places the organism in Eukaryota, Metazoa, Chordata, Actinopteri, Mugiliformes, Mugilidae. The transcript has 14 exons. Bases 86 to 1255 code for a protein of 389 amino acids. The record is from RefSeq and is a predicted model, not a curated record. Gene Ontology annotation, cellular component: COPII-coated ER to Golgi transport vesicle; endoplasmic reticulum; endoplasmic reticulum membrane.
GUGAAGGCGAAGGACUUAUGUGUGUCUGGAGUGCAGGAAUCUGUCGGCAACAUUAGUGUGUAGCGGUGGUGUAGUGGCUUAGAAAAUGGACACGUUAAAUAAGCUGAAGCAGUUUGACGCUUAUCCCAAGACUCUGGAGGAUUUCCGAGUGAAGACGUGGGGAGGAGCGACCGUGACCAUCAUCAGUGGUGUCAUCAUGUUCAUCCUGUUCGUCUCUGAGCUGCAGUACUAUCUCACGAAAGAGGUCCACCCGGAGCUGUACGUCGACACGUCACGAGGAGACAAACUGAAAAUCAACAUUGAUGUCAUUUUCCCUCACAUGCCCUGCGCGUAUCUCAGUAUAGAUGCGAUGGACGUGGCCGGUGAGCAGCAGCUGGACGUCGAACACAACCUGUUCAAACAGCGGCUGGAUAAAGAUCUCAAACCCGUCACCCUGGAGGCGGAAAAACACGAACUUGGUAAGGCUGACGACGGCGAAGUGUUUGAUCCCAGCACACUGGACCCCAACAGAUGUGAGAGCUGCUACGGAGCCGAGACUGAAGACCUCAAAUGCUGUAACACCUGCGACGACGUGCGGGAAGCGUACCGGCGCCGAGGCUGGGCCUUCAAGAACGCCGACACCAUCGAGCAGUGUAAGAGGGAGGGCUUCACACAGAAGAUGCAGGAGCAGAAGAACGAAGGCUGUCAGGUUUACGGCUUCCUGGAGGUCAACAAGGUGGCAGGAAAUUUCCACUUCGCUCCGGGAAAAAGUUUCCAGCAGUCCCAUGUCCACGUGCACGCUGUGGAAAUACACGACCUGCAGAGCUUUGGCUUAGACAACAUCAACAUGACCCAUCUGAUAAAACAUCUGUCAUUUGGUAAAGACUACCCCGGCAUCGUAAAUCCUCUGGACGGGACGGACGUCACAGCGCCACAAGCAUCAAUGAUGUACCAAUAUUUUGUGAAGAUCGUUCCUACCAUCUAUGUGAAAACUGACGGAGAGAUAGUAAAAACGAACCAGUUCUCAGUAACAAGGCAUGAGAAAGUGGCCAACGGGCUAAUAGGAGACCAGGGGCUGCCGGGCGUCUUUGUUUUAUAUGAGCUGUCACCCAUGAUGGUUAAAUUCACAGAGAAACACAGAUCAUUCACACACUUCCUAACGGGGGUUUGUGCCAUUAUUGGAGGUGUAUUUACAGUGGCCGGACUGAUCGACUCGCUCAUCUACCACUCGGCUCGUGCCAUCCAGAAGAAGAUAGAGCUGGGCAAGGCGUCUUAACAGCGCCCCCUGCUGGCCUCCACGGUGCAACACAGAACCAGGACACUGACACACAGAGGCAGAGGGACAGAGAGAGGACGGACAGACGUGCGCAGGGAGGCAUUUGAAAGCAGGAGUUUGUUUCCUCUUCACCUCUCUGCUGUCUGUUAGACUGAGAAAGAGAGAGAGAGAGAGAGAGAGGCUUUAAAUCAGAAAGAUUUCAAAUUCCUCUGUCUCUCUUUUCCUUUAAAGCUGGAAGAGGAACUUUUUUUUUUAAUUUUCCUCUCCGGUGUUAAAUUUGAUGGCAACAGGACAGAGGCAGAGUUUUUGUCAGAUUGAUCUUUAGCAGAUUGGAGGACGCCUCACUGACUCAGCCCCGGUCGGCUGCUUCCACACUGGGCCGAUGCUUCGAUUAACAGCCGUGAAUGUUGAAUGUCUGUUAGAGGAUCUGUGGUCGAGACGCUCGUCUGGAGGAUUGAGGAGGAGAGGGCGUGGACGCUUUGAGGAAUAUUUCACCCAAAUCAUUGUUUUCUUACACCUCAUGUGACCUGGACUCAUGGAUGGAUCUAGGUUGUAGAUUGAAUGUUAAGUCUGGUUUAUUUCUGUCAACAAAUCCCACGGGAAGUAAACCAACCAUAAACCAUGUCUGCUUACAAUUAUGGACAAACCAUCUGAGACGUCACCUGUAAGAUACGAGUAAGAGGCGGGGGGUUGAUGUCGGAUAGCAUCUCAUUUCAACACACAUUGGCCACGCCCCUUAGUUAUGUAUCACUUCACGCCCUGAUAAAAGUUCAAUAAUGAAGAUGAAUAAAAAUUAACUGUUUUCAUGAAUGGACAAAUCACGUAAACAUUUCUUUGCACCAGUGUCGUCCUCUAGUGGACAUUAGAGGAACUGUAGUUUUUAAAGCCCUGCAGUUUGCUGCUUGGACCCAAAAAGAGCGUCGGUCUAACACAUCAUUGGUUUUAAUGGGGUUUGUUGACAAUAAAAAAAGAAGCUGAACAUAGCCAGACUUUUAAGUUGUUGCCACAUAUCCGUAUACCCUCCACAUCUAGUGUUUGAACGUGGCUAACAAUUAAUUAAAUUCCAAUCCUUCACACAGCUCUGUGUCAUCUAUACAAACAUUAUUGUGCUUAACAACUGAUUUGAGAUAUUUUGUUUCUGUGAUCUGACCCACUUUUUGUCCAGGCCUUAAGUUGUGAGUAGUUGAUACAAAAAAAAAAGAAAACAACUGGGUGAUGUGUUCCUACAAAGCCAAACCACAAUCAAGCAGAUAAAAUAACCCAACACUACAAAGGCAGAUCUUUGUCCUCGCUUGGUUUAAAGCCACUAUGUCUAGGUUUUUGUUUUGUUUUGUUUGUUUUCUUUUUAAUCAAAUUGUUCGUCUGGCAUAAAAAAGUGCAGGUUAAUUCAGCCCCUUCAUCUUCACUUCCCAUGUUUUCUUUCUGGGACGUAGGGUUCAGUGCUGGUGUGGGGUCAUCUUUUUCAUUUCAUGUUGUGUCACUGUUUCCUGAUGAUUCCAGUUCACGUUGGGUUUAGCAAAUGAUCAUGGUUAGUUUUGAAAAAAAAAGAAAAAAAAAAGUCACACUAUUACUCGCCAAAACACCUGAAUAACUUUUGAUUGGGUGGCAGGUCCACUGUGUAAAUGAUCGCCCCCUGCAGGUACUGCACCACACACUCCACUAAGCAGCAUAAAACAUGACUCUGAUGCAGUAUCCCUAAAGUGAGAGUAAACCAGCUGUUUGUUUUUUUGUUUUUUGCUAGCCUCUUCUAACUUCUAAACAUAUCAUGUAGUUAAUCAGUCAGUCUGCAGAGCUAGUCAGUCCACAUCCUGGUGUAUUUCUUAAAUUGUCUUACUAAAAGCGUGGUAUUGUGCCAAUUUUUAACGUUGCCAUUUUAUAACAAGUAGUUCCGACCAAGCAAUCUGAUUGGUCAAUAAGACACUUAGAACAUGCUCAAAUCAGCAUUACAGCACGACUGACUCUUCACUAAAAAUAUUGCUCUGCCAAGUCUGUGGCAGCAUUGCAUCCAUCUCCAUGGCAACACUGUAACUGUCAGAGCUGGAGCAGGAAACGGCUGAAAAAUACGCUACAAAGUUUGUUGUUAAUUUCGAUUUUUUUCACCAUUUAUAUGGUGGUCUCAGUUUCGAUGAAUGGUUGGAGGAGGAUGAGAAUAAGCAAAAAAAAAAAUGCAUUAUUGAUUAAGUUCGGUAAAGUCCGAGACCGCGUUAAAACAUGAACGUCAGCUCAGAGUUCACUCAUCUGGGACUAGAAAAUCAUUUCUGUUGCUAGGUCAUUACUACGGUUCGGAUUAUCUGCUGUAGUGGUGAACUGGGUUCCAUUGCACAUAGGAGUCUACUGAUGUUUCUGAUUGUGUUCCAGUUAUUAGUCAGACCCCAUGUAUUUCCAUGGAAACGGGAAGCACACUCGCAAAAAACUUUUUGAGAGCAAAAUGUCCAUCAACAUGAAUAUAUAUUUAAUUAUACGCUUUAUUUUGUUGGUAAUUGUUGUAUAAUCGCAAUGUUACCCACUUCGGUGAUGCGUUCAGAAUAUUGCUUAAUUCAUUCAUUACCACACAUAUGAAGCUCAGAUUAGUUCUGUUGUUAUGGCAACCAGAGAAAAGCCCUGCUCCUGUGUUUACACGGACCGUAGGAGAAAUCUGAUGAGAUUCAUAUUUAACUAUUUAAAUAGGCGUUUAAUAAAAUUCCCUGUAGCUCUGCUUGUAGUGUAGUGACACAUUUGUCCCGCUACACUCCGCCUUUCUCUUCUCCUCCAAUCUGCAGAUUUUAGACCUUUAACUUUUUUCCUAACUUUUCACUCCCUUACCUUUUAAACUGAUCCCCACCAAAAAAAAAAAAAAAAGAAAGAAAGAAAAGAAAUGUGAUUUUACCACUUUGUGUUGUUGUAAAUAGUGUACAGACACAUUCAUCACUGCCUCGGAGAAGGGACGGAAACAACAAACAACACUAAUUUCCUUUUAAGAUAAUCUGUAAAGGGCUGAUACUAUUCUUUCUUUUCAUCCUGUGGGAUAAGGGGACGUGAUCCGCCCUGAUGAACUGCUGUCUAACGUCACUGUUUUCGUAUUCUUUUGUUGUUCUGGCCCGAUGGGACGAUGUUGAAGAGUCACCAAACAACCAGUAGCUUCAGAUGAUCUUCAGUCAGUAAAUGACAGGGCUGACGGGUGGAGGGGUGGAGAGGUGGGGGGGGGCAGCUUCAAACCGCUAUUCUGACUUUGUUCCUGACUCACAUGUUGAGCCCAGAUGUUUCUUGUGCAGAUUGGAUCUUGGCUUCCGCGUUUAUUUUUAAUCCUUAGACAGACAGAAGCAGACUCGGAGGUGAAGAAAACCAUUUCUCAAAUAACCACGCUGGUGUUUCAGCUCAUUAACCGUGAGUCAUGCUCAGUUUACGUCAUAUUCAACUGUUAUUUCAAAAACGUUUUUAUAUUAAGCCUUCACUUUAUCCAUAGGGGUUUUAGUUCAUUUUAAGGUGUCGCAGAUAAUCGGUCAUCUGUGCUUUAUUUUUGCUGUUUGAACCAUGAACUUUCUCUUGCUGAGUUCAAGGAGAACUGGAAAUCCUAAAUUUCAGAGGCUACCUGGACUACAGUGUCCCAGUGCUCACGUUUAUUUAAAUUAAAUGUCAAGUCAUAACUAAACAUCUCAAGGCUGUUUUAGACCUUGCAGGACUGGACCAAACCUCUUUCGUGCAUUUAUUCGCCCUCUUUUCUGGCUCUGUGUUGGUGCUUUUGACAGUGUGUUGAUAAGGAAGCAGGUGUAAUCUGCCUCAGUGUGGCUACAGGCUACAACAAAUACUCCAGUGUUAUGUUAAAGAGACACCUCAACGGUCCGAAAUAUCUCUUCUCUCUGUUCUAAAGCUUCUGAGGUCUGAAUGAUGCUGUUUGAUCUUAAACUCGAUGGUUGGGUUGUUGCACCUUUUAACAUCUAAAUCAGGGGCAGGGGUUGUGUGUAUGUGCACAGGUGUGAGUGGGCGUAUGUUCUGAUGCUGUAUGUGCGUGUGUAUGUGUGUAAGGGUGAAAGAGAGAGAAAUGUAUUUAUAUUUUGAUCGUCCUCAAACAGUUUUUAAAAUGAUAAAAUAAAUGUUGAAUACAGCUUCAA